Messenger RNA from Nerophis ophidion (straightnose pipefish), 2307 nucleotides. RefSeq names its product zinc finger and SCAN domain-containing protein 22. Gene Ontology annotation, biological process: regulation of transcription by RNA polymerase II. Gene Ontology annotation, molecular function: RNA polymerase II cis-regulatory region sequence-specific DNA binding; DNA-binding transcription factor activity. The transcript has 6 exons. The record is from RefSeq and is a predicted model, not a curated record. The coding region runs from base 173 to 1924 and encodes 583 amino acids. Lineage: Eukaryota; Metazoa; Chordata; Actinopteri; Syngnathiformes; Syngnathidae.
AGCGAGCAUGCGCAGUGUCCCCGGGCAGCGGCUGCAGGAGGCGAGAGGCAAACAGUCGCGGUGGCAAACAAGAGACAAGUUGCAUGUUGUCGUCCAAUGUCUGCGCUCUUUUUCUACUUUCUGACGCUCUUUUGCUGAUUCGCGUCCAUUCCCGCCGACACAAGGUGCCAGGAUGGAGGAGUCGGUGACCACCUUCGAGACCCAUCUGACGGCGGUGAUGGACAGCCUCAUCCGGGCGUCGGUGUGCGAGAUCACCAAGCUCUUCCAGGAGACGGUGGCCGACUACCUGGUGGAGAUCUCCCUCAACCGAAAGGAGAACGAGGCCCUCAAACUGCGGCUGAGGCUGACGGAGAACAAGCUGAGGACCGAGCGCAAGUACGGCAUGGGCUGGGCCGCCGGCCGCCGCAACGCCGGACUGGCGGCGGCGGGCGAGGAAGGGAGACUGAAACGAAAAGUUGAGCUGGACGGCAAGUCCAAGAAGGGCCCCGCAGCAGCCUAUCGCAGGCGCUGGCCUGGAGGCGUGUGGGAGGAAGGUGGUGCUGGCGGCGGAGGAGGAGCUGCAACAGGAGGGAAAGGACCCAGGGAGAUGUAUCUGCUCCAGCUCCCGGGGUGCGAGGAGGACGAGGAAGGCAUGGUGCAGGAUGAGGAAGGGGAGGGCAGCCUCAGCAACGAGGAGGAGGAGGAGGAGGAGGAGGAGGAGGAGGAGACGACGACCAACAUCAAAGAGGAGCUCCAAGGAGCCACUAGGGCGGCGCUAAGAGCUGCAGGUUGCAGACCCCUGAUCUACAAUGUAAAUAGUCAUGAAAACCCAUUGAAUGAGAAGUUUCCUUCAGUGGACGGAUAUCAAGCAGCCUCUCUCAGGCUAAUCAAGGAGGCUCUGAAGAUAGAGCGCCCUAACCACAACCCCCGCAAUAGUUCCAGAGCCCAAAGUGAAGGAGACCUCUGUGAUCGUCCCUUGAGCCUUGGCUCCACAAAGAAAGAGGAGGACAGCUGGGGCUCGGAGGAGCCGUCAGAGAGCGGUAUGACCAUGGAAGAACUGAGGGGCUUGGAGUCGGCUCUGAGAGCAGAGAUAGGCCGGGAGCAGGGAGCCGCAAUGGCCUCGCAGGGUGUAAGUCCUGCUUCUGCGGUGGUGAUGGCCAGCAAGACUAGCUUGCCUGCCAAGUACAUCGGACUUGACGGAAUGGAGCAGGAGGGAGAGGUGGAGCCACAGCCGCCGAGCCUGCAGCGAGAGGACCAGAUAGGACCGGGCUGGGCAAAGGACCGCCUGAGGUCGGUGGAGCUGAAGUCGGGCAGGUGCAAGAAGACGAGAGAGAAGGACUCGCCUCCAAACGGGGAGGAGGGAGUGGAGCCGGGGAAGUCGGCGCACCUCCCACAUCCACCUGCUCCAGGAAGUGUGGGCGAGAGCGCAGGGGAAGAGGAUGUGGGUGGCGACCUGCUCCACUUCUGUCCUCAGUGCGGUGGUGGCUUCCCCACAGAGGCUGAGAUGGAGGAGCACCCCUGUCCACUAGGCGGCGCUCACCUGGAGAGCAGCGGCGGAGAGGAGAGUAUCUUCCCUUGCGCCCACUGCGGGAACACAUUCAGCCACGCCUGGGCGCUCAAGAACCACGAGUGCGCCUGCGCGGCCGAGCGGCCCCACUGCUGCGAGAUUUGCGGGAAACGUUUUACGCAUUCGCGCUCGUUGGAACGCCAUCACCUGGUGCACACGGGCGAGAGGCCGCACCAGUGCCCGUUGUGCGGGCGCAGCUUCAGUCGCCUGGGGAACCUGGAAAGGCACCAGAGGAUCCACACGGGCGAACGUCCUUACGGCUGCCAGGCCUGCGGCAAGCGUUUCAGUCGAGUGGAGUACUUGAAGAGACACCAGCUGAUACACAACGGGGAGAAGCCCUCGCCUGUGGGCUCAACUUCCGCCAUGUGGAGCAGCUGAAAAGUCACCAGGGUUUUUACACACUUCAAAUAUCUCACAACUGCAGAGGUAGGAGCAGCUUUUUAAAUGAGUGUGGUAGAAUUUAGGCGACUAACAUGUCUGCCAUUUGUCUCGGUGGUUUGAAUCCUGUAAGAAAGACCUGACAGGAUCAUCAUGAACAGACUGAAAGGAACUAUAAACUACAUGGAGUCAACUCGUCUGCCAUUUUGACUGGAGCUAUUCUUUGUAUUCAGCCUGUAAUUAUUUAUAAAGACAAAUUGUACAUUUGUAUGUUUGUAUUAAUACUAAUCACUCUUGAAAAAUGAAAGAAUGGUUUUUCUCCCCAAUGACAGCAAUUGUAUAUUUGUCUUUGGUCAGCAUCAAGAAAUAAACAUUUCAGUUCA